CGCUUUUCUGCCUUAUCUCUUCCCGUGUUCGACCGGCGUUAUCUGAGCACGGACGAUACGACGACGACGACGACGACGACGACGACGGCGACCACAACGACAUGCCGACCAACAAUAAUAACAACGCCACUUACUUGAGAGCUUUUGGUAAGUGCACAAACGGUUUGCCGGCAACGACAGGAGAAGAAUCGUUGUUGGAACACCACCACCAUCAUGUGGUCGUUAUCGGUGGCGGUGGAAGAGAUUCCGGGGGUGGUGGUGAGUUUGACACGUCAGCCGAGGAAGACAGAGCAGCGGCGGACACCAUAGACGAGCUGAACAGCCGUCGUGGCGACAUAAACAAUACGGUGGUGGCCGCCGAUCCAGACGACGAGCCGUCGCCCGUCGUUGAGACGAUCGCGGCGUCGCAGCAUUGUUGCGGCGACGGCGCGGCCGAUGUAGCGUCAGUGGCGAACGAAGAAAAUGGCGGCGGCAUCGCGGGCACGCCCAGCAUCGGCUACGGGUCGCCGGCGGUAGAUGGUGCGCCGGUCGGUAGGACGUCGUUCGGUGCGGAGGAGGAGGAGCCGGCUGUCGUCGACCGUUUACAGCAACAACAGGUUCACGGUACGACAGACGAACGGCCGACUGGCAACGUGUACGAGCACCGUGAUGAUAUGAACUAUCAUCAACAUCACCACCAGCAGCAGCAGCAGCAGCAGCGAACCAGUCCGUCGCAGCAAAACGUCGCAGUCAGCAGUAGCAACAGUAACAGCAGUGGCAGCAACAGCGCCGGCAACAAUAAUACUACUAAUAACGGACCGUCGACAAUUAUUAACCGUUACGACAUGAUAGUGGCACAGAAUUAUCAGCAAUCCAAGUACGGCAAUAGUCGGGACUUGAUCGCCUCGAUUUUCCCACAGACCCUAACCACGGAUCAGCUCCAGCAGCAACACCAGCAGCAACGUGAUGAUGAAGAAGAUUUCUACGAGUACCAGCAGGUGUACCAGCAGCAACAGCAGCAGCAGGCCAAGUUCGAACACAUUGUGUUGAAGCAAGAGCCGCACGUGUAUACGGACGAGUACUUUCACCAGGAACACCAACCGCAGUUGCAGUUGCAGCAUCAGCAGCAGGACCAUUGCUCCAGUCCGGGCAGCUCGGCCGGCGCAUAUGACGAGGAGGUGGUGGCCGCUAAGGGCGGCGAAUUACUGGACUUGCACAUGUCUCGCGCGGACGAUGGAACCGUCACUGUGCAGUCCAACCCUUUCGUUCACCUAGUGGCCUCGUUACACAGCGACUCGGGCAGCGUGUCGCCCAUGCAGGGUCACCUGCAAGAUGACCAACAGGGCUCCGGGGGUGGAUCACCUACUGUCGUGUUACAGCAGCCUCACGUGGCCGAUCACUCGUACACGCCGUCGUCCGCGACCACCGCCGAACAACAGUUAACCCAGCAUCUGUCGCAGAACCAUCACAGCGUCGUUUACCACCCGGGUGCCACUAACGUUAUUCACCAUAACAACAGCGGUUCCAGCAUCUCGGGCUCUUCCAUGUACCCGAGAAGUAACGGAGCCGGCUUGUACUCGGCAACGCUGCAGCAGUACUUCACUUCCUCGCCCGAACUCGUGGCCCAGCAGCAGACCACAAAUAAUAUUAUCACGUCCGUUGCCGGCAACCACAUGUGGUCCACAGUCGUUUCCGAUGACGGUACCGAAGUGUAUUCGCCAACAUCGUCCGGUGGUGGCGGCGGCGGCGGCGGCGGCGGCGGCGGCAGUGGCUCCAAACAGCAACAGCAGCAGCAGCAGCAGCAACAACAGCAACAGCAACAGCAGUCUGGACACAACGGCGGCGGCGGGCUACCGGCUUUCGGGCAACGUUUCGUCACGCACACGUCAUCCGCGUACACGUCGCCCGGUACGUCGCGCUCGUCCGCGUCCUACCACCCGAUCGCCACCUCCGGCGUUGUGCCGUAUCACUUGGCUCCCGCGGCCGUCGUCAACAACGCCAGCGGUUCGUCGGAUCCCUCUACGCUGCAGUGGGCCACGACCGCGACCGUUGCGACCCACGGGUACCCGAAUACCGACGGUUCCAUAAACUACGUUCCAAUAGCCAACAACCAGACGAGCAGGAGCCGGUCGAAUGCCACGUUCUCCGCGGCCGCGUCCCUCCACGCCUUCAACGAGAUGGAAAUGUUAUGCGAGGGUCGGGAGUGCGUGAAUUGCGGAGCGAUUUCCACACCAUUGUGGAGACGCGAUGGCACCGGCCAUUACUUGUGCAACGCGUGUGGACUUUACCACAAGAUGAACGGCAUGAACAGACCUUUAGUGAAACAACCCAAACGGCUGCAAAACGCGUCUAGGCGUCAAGGACUGCAUUGUACAAAUUGUUCGACGUCCACCACGUCAUUGUGGCGCAGAAAUCAAGUGGGUGAACCAGUGUGUAAUGCCUGUGGUCUGUACUAUAAGUUACAUAGCGUCAAGAGACCACUUACAAUGAAAAAGGACUCUAUUCAGACAAGAAAACGUAAGCCUAAGAGUGGAACUAAAAUUGACCCAGAACCUAAGAGGAUCAAACAAGAAAUACCAUCUGAACACAACUAUAGUGAUUGCCAUCGUACUUCGGGCAGCAUUUUAAAUCAUGGCAGUGCUAGUUAUACCAACUUGUAUCAGACAGCCACACAUAUAACCCCAUACUACGAUGUUAUAAAGUCGGAACCAUCGCAAGAGUCUAUUAACAGUCCACAUAUAGUAAGCCUUGCAUCUGCCAGUAACAACAACAACAAUAAUAAUAACAACAAUAACACAAGCAACAAAGAUAGACCUAGUGUCUUAUCAAUGUCUGUAAUUUCCUAAAUAUUAAGAAAAUCUCUCCUUGACUAUUCUUUAGUGUUAUUAACUUUGUUGGUUUAAAUUUUAUUAUUAUAUCUAUAUAUCAUUAACGAACAAAUGAAAA
Molecule: messenger RNA, 2925 nt
Organism: Sipha flava (yellow sugarcane aphid)
Lineage: Eukaryota; Metazoa; Arthropoda; Insecta; Hemiptera; Aphididae
Product: probable serine/threonine-protein kinase yakA
Exons: 8
Coding region: 102-2825 (907 amino acids)
Biological process (GO): positive regulation of transcription by RNA polymerase II; cell fate commitment; negative regulation of transcription by RNA polymerase II
Molecular function (GO): DNA-binding transcription factor activity, RNA polymerase II-specific; RNA polymerase II cis-regulatory region sequence-specific DNA binding; zinc ion binding
Source: RefSeq, a predicted model, not a curated record